Molecule: messenger RNA, 1425 nt
Organism: Danaus chrysippus (African queen)
Lineage: Eukaryota; Metazoa; Arthropoda; Insecta; Lepidoptera; Nymphalidae
Source: the annotation of a GenBank genome assembly
AUGGUGGAAAAGGCUGAGGUGAAGCCGGAAUCACUUCUCAAUCUAGAUGAUUUGUUACAAUGUCCAGUCUGCUAUGAAAUACCAUCAGGACAAAUAUUUCAAUGCAAUGAGGGUCAUCAUGUAUGUGGCCGUUGCAAGAUGCGCCUCGAUGUAUGCCCAGUAUGUCGGGCACUCUUUUUUGGCACAAGAAAUUAUGCUAUGGAAGAAUUGAUUGCCAAUUUUAGAAAAUUACGUGCUUUUAAACUUGGUGCUAAAGCUACAAACGGCUCGGGUUCUUCAGAAAGCAGUACACCAGCUAAAGACACAACCACGGGGGAAUGUGAAAAUGAUGUUAAUGAAGAAGAUGAAGAAAAUAAUCUCAAUUUAACUAAUCAAGCUCCACUGAGACCACCUCCGGCAUGCAAAGGGCUCUUCCGUUGUCUUUGUUGCAAAAGUGGACAAGGGGAACGGUUACCAGCCGCCCGCUUAUUGAACCAUCUCCGUUAUUAUCAUGCUCCAGAUCUGCUUGAGGGUCGGACUGAGAAUGGAGAGUAUUUGCAAGCAUGGCAAUUUUCUACAGUACCUGGCAAACUGGUUACUGCCGUUAGAGUAGCUGAUAUGGGCAUAUUCUUUUUGACAAUAGAAAUAAGUAGUGAUUCAGUGUGUGCUUGGUUAGCAAUGGCUUCCUCACCUUGGGUAGCUCACAAUUUUAAUUAUACAGUUACCAUCUGUGGUAACGAUCGUGAAGCUAUAUUUUCCGAUUGUGUCUGGUCCGUAAGGUCUUGCGAAGGGUCGUUGAAGAAGCGAGGUCACUGCCUCAUAGUCCGUGACUUAGACGCGCGUGCUCUCGUCGCUCCUAGUACUAUCAAUGGCAAGCUGAGCAUUCGUCGCACGCCGGCAGAUCAGCUCGCCACUCAGUCACAACCUCGCGCCGUACUUCGUAUAGCAAACAGAGUCAACCAAAACGCGUCGAACAAUCUGGAACCCUUCUUACAAGACCUGCAAAACGACGUGGCCCGCUUAUCCCGCGCUUUCGCAACUCUGGGCAGGGAAGCGAAUGCGUUGGUUCGCGUGGCGGAAAUGGGAGCGAGGAUCGAAGACCUGCCGGCGCCUGCAGCUGAACAGAAUUCCGACGAUCGUGGCUCGGAAUCUUCUGAGGUUGGAUCUCAACCUACUCCAAGCGAGGCCGUGAAUGUCGUGCAGCACAUGUCCCGUAACGCUCGCAGGCGUAUGCGUCAGCGGUUACGAUUAGCUCUGAACGGUCCGAUCCAACCGCUGGCGUCGCCUCCAGCGCGCGUCUCGGGUCAUGUGAACGUGAACAAUGUGAACGGUUACACCAACAACAGCACGUUCCUGACGCCCUCCGACUCUCCUCCGUCCUCCUCGAGCGGCCCGUCGCAGCCCGCCGCCUCUCGCAACAAGAGGAAACGCCGUCAUCGCAGAUAA